CGGGCUGGCGGGCGGGGACUGAGUCCCCUCGGGAACCCAGGGCGGCGCGCGCCGAGCCCUCCCUCCCGCCCCCAGCCUGGCGGGGCCGAGUUUGGGGGCUGGCGGUGGCGGCGGCGGGAGGGAGCCCGGGAGCCCGGGAGCCAGGGAGGCCGCCCGCCUGCCCGCCCGCGCUGCUGGCGAGAUGCGGUCCUGUCCCGCGCUGCUCUGGCUGCUCCUUUUGCGGUGGCCCCUAGGGCUCCAGGACUCCAGGACCCCAACCUGGACUCGGAUUCUCCCUUCCCCUUCUCGUUCCCUGCUCCUGGCAUGAAUAGAAGAGCGGGGGGCGCCAUGGAGGCGGAGGAUCAUUCUUCUGUCCCUGCUCCAGUUUCUGCUCCUGUUCCAGGUGAAAGCCAUUCUGAUUCAUCAUCAGCACCAGAGACAGAGGGCCAGUUGCAAAGUCUCAGCCCUUUACAAUGUGCCCCACAACCAGGAAAAAGACCUCAAAUCAAGUGUCCAGCUGCCAAAACACACCCUCUGAAAAAACCUCGAGUACCUCCUAAGCCUGUCCAUUUCAAACCACUUGGGCAAGAAAGAGAUUCGCAGCGAAUACCUCCAGCACCCCGUAGACCUCUGCCAGCUGAUCCAAGGCCAUCCAGGACCCUACUGACCACAGAAGGAGAAACACAUAUCUCACCAGACAUCAGCAGCCUGAUUGAAAAGUUUGAAAGCAUCUGGCAUCCCAUUCCUGUUCUUCAGAGGAGCCAGUCCCAUUUACCCUUUAGGAUGGAGUCAAGUUUGAACUCAUCACCAUCCCCAAACACCGCAGACUAUGAGCUGGCCUUUGGCUCAGGUGACUUAAGUGAGAAAAACAACAAGAGAGAUGGAAGCCAACCAGAUGUGCUGGGCAUUGCAGAGCCAUCCAGUGUAGACGUGGGCAAGCUAAGAGAACUCCACAUAGGGGACAGCCAGAGCUUUGAGGACCAUUCUGCUGCUAAGCCCAGCAAAGAGGCCAUUGGAAGGGAUGGUGCAAAAGCCUCAGCUGUUGAGCAGGGCAGCAAUGGGAAAAUACCUAACCGAGACAGUGGCAUUGACAGUCCUUCCUGUAGUGUGGCAGGAGAGACCUUUCCAACUGAAGAAGGAGGAGAGAAUAAGAAAUACCCCAGCCCUGGACUCCUUAUUGAGAUGGAGCCUGAAGGAGAACAGAGUAUGAGUUCACCUGGUGAUCCCCAGAAAGAGAUAGCCCCAGAGGCUGAUAGCGAUGUUGAUGAGGGGAGCAGUGAGGAGCCAGAAACUGCAGAUGUGCCAAAGGGAGAAGACCUAGAUGUAGCCAAGUGUACAGAGCCACAGAAGUUAUUCAACAUUGCAAAUGAACUCCUCCACACUGAAGAAGCCUAUGUCAAAAGAUUGCACCUGCUGGACCAGGUUUUUUGCACCAAGUUGGCAGAAGCUGGUAUUCCAUCUGAAGUGACAACUGGUAUUUUCUCCAACAUCUCUUCUAUCUACUGUUUCCAUGGGCAGUUUCUCUUACCAGAGUUGCAAACUCGAAUUACUCAAGAAUGGAGCACAAACCCCAGGAUUGGGGAUAUCCUUCAGAAACUAGCUCCAUUCCUGAAGAUGUAUGGUGAAUAUGUAAAGAACUUUGACAGAGCUAUGGACAUGGUAAAUACCUGGACCCAGAGAUCAUCACCCUUUAAGGAUGUUGUUCAGAGCAUCCAGAAGCAAGAGGUCUGUGGGAAUCUGACAUUACAGCAUCAUAUGCUAGAACCAGUACAGAGAAUCCCUCGCUAUGAAAUGUUGCUCAAGGAUUAUUUGAAGAAGCUUCCUGGGGAGUCUCCAGACAGGAAAGACGCAGAAAAAUCCUUGGAGCUCAUCUCCACAGCAGCAAACCACUCAAAUGCAGCUAUUCGAAAGAUGGAAAAGAUGCACAAGCUCUUGGAGGUUUAUGAGCGUUUAGGAGGAGAAGAAGAUAUUGUUAAUCCUGCAAAUGAACUUAUUAAAGAAGGCCAUAUUCAGAAGCUAUCUGCAAAGAAUGGCACUGCUCAAGAUAGGUACUUGUUUUUGUUUAAUAGUAUGCUGUUAUAUUGUGUGCCCAAACUGAGACUCAUAGGUCAGAAGUUCAGUGUUCGUGAGAAGAUGGACAUAGCUGGCCUGCAGGUACAGGAAAUUGCUAAGCCAAAUGCAACACAUACAUUUACAAUAACAGGAAAAAAGAGGUCACUAGACCUGCAAACAAGGACAGAAGAAGAAAAGAAAGAUUGGAUUGAGGUCAUUCUUGCUACAAUCGAAAAGCACAAGCAGAAGAGUGAGACAUUCAGAGCUUUCAACAGCUCUUUUGCCCAGGAGGAGGAUGUCCCAGACUCACCUAUGGCCAGCACAAGCUCCGUGGAGUCCAUGGCAGGGACAGAUGGCUGUGGUGGAUUUGGAGGACUUGACUCCAGAAAAUCUAAAAAUAGAAGAGACAAAGAGAAGCAAACCUGCAAAAGCUGCAGCGAAACCUUUAAUUCAAUUACAAAAAGGAGGCACCACUGCAAACAGUGCGGGGCUGUGAUUUGUGGGAAGUGCUCAGAAUUUAAGGCAGACAAUAGCCGGCAGAGUCGUGUUUGCAAAGAGUGCUUCCUAAUGCAAACUACAGUUCUGAAUAGUCCUGUCCCUGAGCCUAGUGGUGAACAAAGGAAGAAGCUGGAGAAGCACAAUAUUACUGCUCCUGAAAACAGCCUGUUCUGUAGCCACCUCCAGCUAAUAGACAAAGGGAAGGUAUGCUGCAAGCUGUGGGCAACUAUUCCAAAGGCAGAACCCCUGGUGUUGUAUCUACAAGGAGGCCAGGAUGGGCGGGCGCCCCGGACAAUCCCCCUUCCUGGCUAUGAAGUGACUUUGCCUGGACCUGCUGAGAAGCUAGAAGCCAAGUACACCCUGAAGCUCUCCCAGUCCCAGCAGACUCUGUACCUCAGCGUAGAGGAUGAGGAGCUCCAGCGGAAGUGGAUGGAAGUUCUCACCAGAGCUGCCAAAGGAGAAACGGACGAUCCCAGUGCCAGUAUUGGGAAUCCCCAGGGGCCCUGAGAAGCCGCGGCCCAUCCCGGCCACCUGGGUGUGUGGUCCUGGAACUUGGACAUAGGUAGUUUGGUGGGUCUGCAGAGGAGUGCCUCCGAUGGAUCCUUUCUCUCUAUAAAAAGGGACCACUUCAGAGGGGCAGAGUAGCCAAUGGCCCUACCAAGUCAGAUCCAAGCUGCAGGGCCAGUGAGCGUGCCCGCCAGUGUCGGCGCGUACCUGCCCCUAUGUGCACACGCUCAUGAUGUGUGUGCCCAUACCUGAGCACUGCCAGCCAGAGCUGGGCAGAAGACAAGGUAGAAACAGAAGAGAUCUGGGCCACGGAUAUCAGCCCGGUUUUGUUUUACAUUUGUCUCCAUCUAUUCCUCCCCGGCUGUUCCAGACCUUUUGGUGUCUCUUGAUGUUGAUCCCUCUCUCCCACCUGGCAUGUAGGCUCCCAUUGCCUCAGGACCUGGGACUCCCACCCUUAGGGAUGGACGGGGAAAGCAGGGGCGUGAGCCCGCACAUCCCAUCCUGAGCCCGGCAGGGGCUGGCCUCGGUGGGUCUGUAGGGUGGGCGUGCACUUGGCAGGCAGGGCUCUGUGGUGUGUCACUUUGUAAAGAAGAAGUAGUCUUAGUCAUGGUGGUGUUCAGUGAUGCUGACCUUGGAGAGAGGGUGAGGAGGAAUUGUUCAUUUGUUGUAUCUAGAGUUUGCCUUGGAUUGGCUCAAACCCCUUGCUGAUUCCCACUGAGCCCCCAGCAGUAUUCUCCUUGCUGUUUUGUGCAGGGUGGGAUGUUAGUCAUUAACUAAGCAGUAUGUAUGUGCUAAGCCAUGCCAAGGUCUGGACCAGGCCAGGACUUCCCCUCUGUCCCUGUCAGCCUGGACUUCCUGAUAGGGCAGCCUUUGUGAAGUACCCUUAUCCAUCCAUUAAGCUGUUUGUCUUUACUGUAUGGAGAUGACCCUUUGAAAGGGAAACUGCUAUGGGGAAUGACCUCAGAUCAUUGCUGCAGCCUUGCAGGCCCUCAGAGUGGGCCUGCUUCCCACCAUCAACUGCCUCAAGUCCCCUGGCAAACACUGUAGGUAAGGAAGAGACCUUUAUAGUUCUCCUUAGGGCAUUGCUGAUCUUCUGUACUCAUAGGAAGGUGACUUGCUCAGUUGUUUGAUUAAUUUUCCAAUAGUCCAGGAUUUAUUUAUAAUUGUAAAUAAUGUUUCAUACCUACUUCCAGAAGUUUAAAAUAUUGAGGUUAAUAACAGGAUGUAGUAUGUAGAGUGACAAAAUGUUUGUAUGAAUUUGUCAUUUGCCCUUCUUGUUAACUGGCAUUUGUUUUGUUCCCAAAGGGAAGUGCUUGUCUAUUUAAAUAAAUGCCCUGCAGCCACA
Monodelphis domestica (gray short-tailed opossum) is the source of this 4381-nucleotide messenger RNA. It is a transcript of the gene FGD3, whose product is annotated as FYVE, RhoGEF and PH domain containing 3. Gene Ontology annotation, biological process: filopodium assembly; cytoskeleton organization. The record is from RefSeq and is a predicted model, not a curated record. Gene Ontology annotation, molecular function: guanyl-nucleotide exchange factor activity; metal ion binding. NCBI's taxonomy places the organism in Eukaryota, Metazoa, Chordata, Mammalia, Didelphimorphia, Didelphidae. Gene Ontology annotation, cellular component: cytoplasm.